CCAUCCAUCCUGACACCGAGCGGCCUCAUCACCGAGGAUGAAGCACUGGCCAUCGAUCUCGACGUAAUUCCCAAACUCCACAUUCGACGAGAAACAGACAAGUUCAGGCAAAAGCUCCACUCAAGGAUAUCCGACAUUCGAGAGUUGAUCUCGCGGCAUCUCCAGAUACCAGAGACUGAUUUUGUCCUCUACGAGCCUUCCACUUGGAUUGAAGGCGGCUUCAAUGUAUGCUUGUCCAUCGAUAUCAACAACAACCGUCAUCCACAUCUACCACCCGGAGCAGUCAUCCGAUUCCCUCUGCCCUUCAACAUUGGCGAAAGUUUCGCUCCAGGAACAGUUGAUGAAAAGCUCCGUUGCGAAGCUGCUACUUAUAUCUGGAUGCGUGAGAAUUGCCCCUGUAUCCCCUUGCCUCGUCUUCUCGGUAUGGGAUUUCCAGGACCACAUAGUUUCACCUCUGUUGAGAACGGAACAUUCUUGAACCGACUUUGUUGGUAUCUUCGACGCGUCUGGGAUUGGUUCCGCGACGAGAAGACUUCACCGUAUUGUGUCCACAGAAGAAGCAAGGUUACAGAUGUGGGUUAUUUGCUGCUGGAGUGGGUCGAGAAUGGAAAGAUGCUUUUCAGCAGCUGGGAUCAACACCGCCACGACAAACAACGCACUGCCAAUUUAUAUCGCGGUAUCGCAAGAACGAUGCUUGAGCUGGCCAGAGUCCCACUUCCACGGAUCGGCUCGUGGACGAUGGAUGACAAGGGUGUCCUAUCUUUAACCAAUCGACCAUUCUUUGACCUUACCCUUUUGUGGAAUCGGCACAAGAUACCGACAGGCAUAUCACGAGAUACCACGUACACAUCCACAGAAUCAUUCAUUCACGACACCAUAAGCUAUCAAGAACAACGCAUGACCCACCAAAAGAACUCAAUUCUCAGUGUUAACGAUGGCAUUAAUCAACUCUCAGCACUCGUUGGAUUGCGAGCUUUGCUCCCUCAUUUUUGGAACCAAGAGUCUCGAAACGGUCCAUUUGUACUUUCCCUGCCUGAUUUGCACGCCAGCAACAUCUUUGUCGAUGACGACUGGAAUAUCAUCAGCCUCAUUGAUCUUGAGUUUGCUCCCGUGGUCCCUGUACAAAUGGUGCAGGUACCGCAUUGGCUGAGCAACCGCGGUGUUGAUCAACUCGACGGCCCUGAACGCGAGAUCUACAAGCAAUGCUAUGAUCGAUUUGUGAAUGUCUUGGAGCAAGAAGAGUCAGCAUCAUCACUGGAUCUUUCUUACAGUAAGCGCUUGCGAAGUGAGUGGCACACGGGCAGGCUCUGGUAUGUCAUGGCAUUAAGCACCAUCAAUGCGUUUCCUGGCAUCUUUGAGCAACACUUGCAGCCAAGAUUCUUCUCUGCUGGGUUUAGACUCCAUGUUGAGGGGGCACCGCUUUCACGUCUGUGGUGUGAGGAUGUUGAGUUGUUUGUUGCGAAGAAGUUGGAGGCUUACGAGAUUUACAAGGAUGAUGUUCGUGGUGUUUUCGCUGCGGCUAGAUGUGAGAAUGACGGUUGUGUCGAGGGAGGCGAUGGAGGGUUGGGAGAAGAAAGAACAUCAGUGAAUGUGCAGUGCGAGGUGACUCAGGAGUGU
Messenger RNA from Aureobasidium uvarum, 1617 nucleotides. NCBI's taxonomy places the organism in Eukaryota, Fungi, Ascomycota, Dothideomycetes, Dothideales, Saccotheciaceae. The record is from the annotation of a GenBank genome assembly.